UGGCAACCACGCUAACCAUGUAGGCGGGACACCGCGACUCCGGGUAUCUACACGGAAAACCUAAGGUAUUUAGAGUUCAGUUGAUUAUGACCAAUGGCCUCAAAACGAGAGUUCUGCGAGCGAAUUCGUCAAAAUAAGGUUUUCCUCGUGGAGACUUUAUGUGAAGAAGCUGACGUCAUCGUGCAGCACGCACAGCAAGAAAAACUUAUAACUCAGCGCGAGUACAGGAACCUCAAAGAUGUCGGGAAGAGAUCCAGAGAGACCAUGAUCAUCGAUCUGCUCGACAAACUCAUGAGCAAAGGAGAGGAAACCUGCUGCAAAUUCAUAAAGCUCUUAAAACAGGACAAUAUAGUGGAGACUUUUCCAUUGUUGGCGGAUCAUUGCAUUAUUGCACCUUCAAACCGGGACACCAGCUUGAAAUAUCCAAACCAGGAAACAUCAGUAGAGAUCAAGCAAUACCAAAUAUCGCAAAUUCCACGUGGUACCUGUGUAAUCAUCAACAAUGUACAUUUUGCAACCAUGAAUGACAGGCCUGGAUCAGAUAUGGACGAAAAGUCUCUUGACAAAGUUUUCAACUGGUUGGGAUUUCGUGUGGUGGUACACCGAAAUAAAACUGCAGCACAAAUGAAAGAUCUCCUGAUGGAUCUUGGCCAGAGAGUAGAUGGGGACUGCUUCAUAUGCUGCGUCCUUAGCCACGGCAGCAAAGACGGAGUCUAUGGAACCGAUGUGGGCCUUGUUUCUGUUGAUGAAAUACGUGAACCUUUCAAUGGCAUUAACUGUAAGAGCCUAGCUGGAAAGCCCAAACUGUUUUUCAUACAAGCUUGUCGUGGGAAUAGAAAACAAAACAUUGUGAAAGUCCAAGCAGAUGACCCGUCAGGAGAGGAGUUGGAGCUGGAGGUGGAUGCUGAGGGUUUUGAUGUCUCAAUCCCAGCUGACUCAGAUUUCCUCAUCGCCAGAUCAACCACCGACGGUCACUACUCUUAUAGAAAUGCAGAAACAGGCUCUUGGUUUAUUCAAUCACUUUGCCGGCAGCUAGAAACACACUGUCCUCAGGGUACAGACAUCUACACAAUACUACUUUCUGUGAAUGAUGAGGUCAGCCAACAUGGGUUUAGGUGCAAACAAAUGCCUGUCCAUGAAGUUGCCAUGAGGAAGAAACUGAUUCUUCCUGUACCUAAUACACAGUGAAACAAUGAAUGAAGUCCAACAGAGGAUUUUAACAUAUUCUUUAUAGAAAUAUUUCAUUUUUUAUAUGAGAACCAAUACUGUUUACAUGAUGGGAAUUUUGAGCCAUGAUAUUUUUUUUUUAACGAUUUAAAAAAAACAUUUUAAUGUUUUUUUUUUAAAAAGGGGCUAAGAUUAAAUUUUUUCAAUUGUUUUGACAAAUUACACAAACUGUAAAAAAUGUGAUUCCUGUUUUCUAUCCAUUCUAUUGUGUCCAGAUGACAUCAUGAUAACUGAAUUAUCACGGUAUUAACUGGGAUUUGUUUGGCAAAUAAACAAUAUUAUCAGUCCAAUUAAUCUUUAUUGUCUAUUUAAUUUUAUUCACUUUUUAGCCAAUGUAUUCUGCUUAAAAGACGAGUAAGGAAGGCAGAAAGAGAGUUUGCAACCAUUGUGGCUCUUAAGGCAAAAUUUUAAACAGCUGCUAAAUUAUUUACGAU
Messenger RNA from Paramisgurnus dabryanus, 1661 nucleotides. RefSeq names its product caspase-8-like. The record is from RefSeq and is a predicted model, not a curated record. Lineage: Eukaryota; Metazoa; Chordata; Actinopteri; Cypriniformes; Cobitidae. Gene Ontology annotation, biological process: proteolysis; regulation of apoptotic process. Gene Ontology annotation, molecular function: cysteine-type endopeptidase activity.